GAUAUCAUCUAAUAUGGGUAUUUUUAGAACCGGAAUGAUUUCCAGAGGCCGUCAUUGUGAGUUGCAAGAUGGUGACUGCCGGUUUCUGAAGAACAGCACAAAAUGAUCAAAUGCCAUCCAAUAUUACUACUUCCAAGAUUAGUACGAUACCUAGAGACCUAAAACCGACCUCGGACGCUACUGGUUGCAUCUUUCGGUUCCAUGGAAAUAUUUCAUCCGAAGCGAACGUGAAAUCAGCCCUUCUGCCCCUCAAUUAUCUUCAUAACCGUAUAUACGGCGCUCAUGAAAUCCAGUCAUCAUCUUUGAACCCUUAUUUACAUGUUAAAAUACAUAAACAAAAGAAAGCAUUUGAUUGUAAAACAGCAUUAGAAGGACACGAAAAUUAGUUCAAAUCACCUCGUAAACAUUGCUUUCGUCAUCGUGUUAUUUCGCUGCGUAUAAUCUACUGCUUUGUGUGAUUGAAAAUAUAGAUGUUAAAACCCUAGUGGAAUGAAAAACAACAGCCAGUUGUAAAAGUCGAUUUUAAUUAAUCUUUUGAGAAUCUGCUUAUAUUAGGUCAAAAUACUAACUAAAAAUUACGAGAAUGGGCGACGAUCAGCAAGAUGAUAAAAUCUCGCUGAAAUUGGCGGAAAUAUCUAUUCAAAAGUUCAACCAGUCCAUUCCACAGUACUUGAAUUUACUGAAGAAUCACAAGUGUAACAUUGAGAAGGUAGGAUCCCUCAAGGACUGGGAUCGAAUCAAGCGGGAACAGAUCAAUGCCACCCGGGUGACCAAGCAGAUGAAGUAUUUGAUUCUGGAAAUCGAUAAAGUGCGUAGCCGAGUUCAGGAUAGCGAUCUGGAGCGGUUUGAUGAGGGCAUAGAGGAGGCGAAAAAAAUGGCAUUCGCUGGAAUGGGGGAGUAUUUGGAUAUGCAGCAAAAGUUUGCUUCGCAGUCUCAAUCCUCCUACAGUUUGCACGACGAAGAUCGCAGAAGCUUGGUGGAAGAUGGAGAUAAUCGUUACGGAAACCAAUUGGCCCAGGUGUCAAAAAUAACGAGCACUUACGAUAGAGAAGAGGAUGAAUUACGACAACGGGCGGAGUGUUUGAAAGAAAUGGAAAAGUUGCAGCAAGAGAUUGUCGAUAUUCAAGACCUUUUUCAGGCUGUUCAUACGAUGACGCACGGCCAGGCCGAGAUGAUCGAGGCGGUGGAAGAAAACGUUGAGGUGACACAGGUGCAUGUGGAAGCAGGAGAAACGGCGUUGCGUAAAGCACUUCGCUAUAAGAAGGCCAUUUAUCCGAUGUGUGGUGCUCUACUUGGAUCGUGCAUAGGCGGACCGAUUGGAUUAAUUGUGGGCUUAAAGGCCGGAGGUCUGGCGGCAAUUGGGGGAGGGCUAGUUGGGUUUGCUGGUGGCAAAUUUGUCAAGAAUGAAGAUGAGAUCGACGCGGUAGACGGUGGCGAUAAAGCGGUCGAAGUCGAGGCAAACGGUUUAGCUGCUGCCGAACAGGAACUUUCUCUGUGUGAAAGAAAGGAAUGACGGCUGGGCUAUUUUUGUGUUAUUCAGUAGAGUGUCAUCGUUCUAGGGUAAAUGUUGCUGUUAUAUUUUAAAGUUAAGAAAAAAGAUUGAUACUAAUCGUUGUUGGUAGUGAACCAUACUCUUGACAUGUUUCUUUAAUAAUCUUUUCAAGUAGAGUUACUCAUCUACAUACAAGUGAUUUCAAAGCGAUAUUGCCAGGAAUAGAAAGUCCUAAGCUAAACAAUAACUAACGUUUGAAGCUUAAUCAGAACCAAAUGUUAGACAUACGAUACUAGUGAUUGUUUUGAAGAUUUAUUUAUUGAUAUCCCCUCCUACUUCGGAAACAGACAUAAAAUACAAUAUCUUA
Messenger RNA from Wyeomyia smithii (pitcher-plant mosquito), 1859 nucleotides. RefSeq names its product syntaxin-17 (gene Syx17). Gene Ontology annotation, cellular component: autophagosome membrane; endomembrane system; plasma membrane. Gene Ontology annotation, molecular function: SNAP receptor activity; SNARE binding. NCBI's taxonomy places the organism in Eukaryota, Metazoa, Arthropoda, Insecta, Diptera, Culicidae. The transcript is spliced from 2 exons. Bases 584 to 1513 code for a protein of 309 amino acids. The record is from RefSeq and is a predicted model, not a curated record. Gene Ontology annotation, biological process: intracellular protein transport; exocytosis; vesicle fusion.